UUUUGUUGACUACAAACAGGUGCCUCUCUUACCCCUCCAGCAUGCAACUCUGAUGGAUAAACCCACCUCCCCUGGUGCACUUCUAGUGUAUAAAUUCACAGGAGUUUAGGUACAGUCUCACAUUUCUAACAAGCUCUCCUGAAAAGACACUGAGUGAAUUAUGAUUUCCAAGUUAAUAUUUAUUGUGUUGGCGUCAGUCCUGAUAGACCUGGGUGCCGAAGCUCAUAACCACUUUUUCACCGGUGCUGUCUACGAGCACGCCCGAUAUUACUCCAAAAAUGAAUCUGCAAGCCACAUAGUGGAGACGAAUUUGGACUGCUACAGAAAAGCAACCGAAAUUGCCAGUUCCAAAGGAGCAGAUGUCAUUGUUUUUCCAGAAUAUGGCAUAUUUCCGCCUUUAGAAAGAGCUGAAGUGAAGAAGUUUAUGGAAACUAUUCCAGAUCCUAAGAACGCUAGAGUAAACCCUUGUGAAGAAAGCGAUGUUUAUUCUCAGCGGAUUAUUUUACAUACUCUGAGUUGUAUGGCCAAAAACAACAACAUUGUUGUCGUUGCUAAUAUGGGAGAUCUUCAGAAAUGUGAAGGCGAACCAGAUUGCCCAGAAGAUGGCGAUUUUCAUUUCAACGCAAACGUAGCUUUCGACAGGGAUGGCACACUUCUGAUGAAAUAUCACAAAGAACAUCUUUUCUACGAAUUUGGCAUGGAUUUGGCUCGAGCACAACAAAACGCCACUUUUGAAACUGAUUUCGGUACAUUUGCCACCUACAUUUGCUUCGACAUCGACUUUGGACGAAUGAGUGAAGUAGGUCAAUGGCCAACCGUCGAUGCUGUGUUGUUUUCUACUAUGUUUGUUGAUCAAGCCCCUCAAAUGAUGUCUAUUCAGUUUUGGGAAUCUUGGGCUCUUGCAAACAAUAAAACUUUGUUGGCAGCUAACAUACAGAUUCCAGGGUUUCUUGCUGUUGGAAGCGGCAUAUUCCACGGACAAGAGGGAGCUUUGUCUUACACAUUCAACCCAGAUGGUAUUUCCAAACUUGUAGUGGCCAGAAUACCAAAGUCUGAUUUUGAGUCGGUGGCACCAUAUGCCAGCAUCACAGCCAUGAAGGAUGACGAGACAUGGGAGUGGAAAGGAGAUGGCAAGGACGUACCUGAAGUAUGCUCCAGAACACUAUUGAAUGAUUCAACUGUGGUUACAAGAGAUUAUAGAUGUAUGGAAGAAAACAUGACUGAUUAUACCUUCGUGAAACUUACUGCACCGAAAGGGCGUGUAGAUGCCUGCAAUAACGGAGUCUGCUGCUUUGUAGACUACGAAACUGACGGAAUGACUGAAGAUUAUUACUUGGGUGUCUUUAAUGGCACUUACAACCAUUUUGGAAGAUACAACUGGUGCGAGGAAGAUUGUGUUAUGGCAAGAUGCGAUCCUUUAGGUGACAGACCAUGCGCAACGUUCCCUAUGAAAUCCGAAACUGUCUUCCGACAUCUGCAUUUGAAGGGUAAUUUUACUAGUAAAGUAAUUUAUCCUUCGGUCACUGAAAGCGGAAUGAGACUCGUGCCAAGAUCAGACUGGCACCAUCAUACCCAUGAGAAUCUCCUGAGUGACAUUCACUUCGAUAGCAAAUCCGGUAGAAAGUUAUUGGUAGCUGGCCUGAAAGGUCGAUGCUACGACAAAGAUCCUCCAUACAGAAGAUAAAUAAGGAACACUUAUGUCAUAUACUGUCACAUCUGACCGAAAACUUACAUAAUAACAUUUUUUUUUGUUACUAAAUGAAAUAUUGGAAACAAAAUGCUGUUGAAUACAAGUGCAACUGGAAUGCACACUUGAAUCAGAACUCUUAACAUAAAUCUGUAUGAAUGAUCCAAGGUUUAAUAAUGCAUUAUAAUCAAACUUUUUAUUGUUUUCUAUUAAACGCUGAAUGGAAUGUAUAGUUUCAUGAAAUAAAACAUUUUGUUGAAAAAUA
This is a messenger RNA of Argiope bruennichi, 1952 nucleotides long. RefSeq names its product biotinidase-like. The coding region runs from base 161 to 1684 and encodes 507 amino acids. Lineage: Eukaryota; Metazoa; Arthropoda; Arachnida; Araneae; Araneidae. The record is from RefSeq and is a predicted model, not a curated record. The transcript has 3 exons.